Messenger RNA from Brassica rapa (field mustard), 9414 nucleotides. Its product is annotated as F-box/kelch-repeat protein SKIP25. Gene Ontology annotation, molecular function: protein binding. The record is from RefSeq and is a predicted model, not a curated record. Lineage: Eukaryota; Viridiplantae; Streptophyta; Magnoliopsida; Brassicales; Brassicaceae.
UAGGUUAGUUUGCAUUUGACUGGAUUAUUUCAGAAGUUUGACUUUUUUGGACGACUUACAUUUCAGUCGUCUGUUGAAAAAUUGAAAUAUCAAUAUUUUAUUAAAACUCGACGACUUACAAUGAAGUCAUCAUAGGUUAGUUUUGCAAUUGAAAAAAAAAUCAAUAUUUAAUUACAUAUAGACGACUUACAAUUCAGUCGUCCGUCCGACAACUUACAUGUAAGUCGUCCAGGAUUUAAGAGGUUUGACCAGAAUCUCGGAAUAAAAUUUUGGACGACUGAAUUAUAAAUUGUCUAGGUAUAAUUAAAUAUUAAAGUUUUUUUGUUUAAUGGCAAAACUAACAUACGACAACUUACAUGUAAGUAGUCGGGUUUUAAUAAAAUAUUGAUAUUUCAAUUUUCCACCAGACGACUGAAAAAUAAGUCAUCCAGGAAAGUCAAAAUUCCGACAAAAUCCAGUCAAAUGCAAAACUAACAUAUGACGACUUACGUGUAAGUCGUCUAGGUUCUUUGGAAAUUUUUUUGUAACCAAACAAAAACAGACGACUUAACUUUCAGUCGUCUCAGAAAACAAAUUUCAAAGACAAUUACAAAAAUAACCUCUGCAUUGACCAUACGACUUCCAGGUAAGUCGUCUACAGCCAGACGACUUACCUGGGAAGUCGUCUGGACGAACAUAUCUGGAAAAAACUCGAUUUCAUACCUUAAAUUGGUGAGAUAACUUCCUUUGCACACAUAAGGUUUCUCCAAGCACACAGAAUCUCAAACGAAAGUGACCCACCCAGAAUCGUUAGCUUCUAGGACUAUAUGAACCAUAAAAAAUGUAGAUUCAAAAUCUUGAGUUUUUUUAGCUGAAUGUGGAGAGAAAGUGAGAGAGAUGUUGUGUUUUGUUCAUAAGAAUGGAGAAAGAUGAAAGGUAAAUCGAUUUUGGGAGCAUUAAGAGUUUCAAAUUGGCCGUUCAUGGUGGUUGGAGUAUUGAUGACAAUGACAAUCUUGUAAUUACUUGAAGAUGAUGAGGGUGAGAGAGUAAAAAUGUCUUUUUUGAAAAAAAGAAAAAAAAUUGAUGGUAUUUUCGGGAAUUAUAUAAACUUAUAGAGUGAAUAUGGCAAAAAUAAUUUCCAAAAAAAUGAAGGUUAGUUUUGUGUUUGACUUUGAGUUCUAGAGCAAUUUUGCAGAAAACCCAAAAAUAAAUGUAUACACGUAAUUUUGAUAUGGAUCGUUGUAUAAACACAAGAAACCGAGAGUAUAUAUGUUUCUAGAGAAUUUCACUUCACUCGGUCAGAAACAUCGUUCAUGGAAUUUAUUUUCGCCAUGUACUCUUCCUUACACGUGUUACUGGAUUUAGGGAAUGUAAAGUCUUAUAAGCCAACAAAAUGUUAUCCUUGACCAAACCAUCGAUGAACAAAGGCAUUGUUAACAAGUCAACUCCCCUCCCAUUAUCCAGUAUAUAAGACUGAAUCAUUGCUCAAAAAAAAAGAUAAGACUGAAUAUUCGUAUCAUAUAUUUUACGUGCUAAAUAGACGAAGUGCCAUCAUACCAUGCCGCUCCAUAUUUGGGAUACAUAAGAUAUAUUAUUCCUUUUGUUCACUUGGAAACAGUCAAACAGUCUUUAGCACAGCCACACCGCGGUUGCUCCGUCGUCUACCCAAAGCCGGCCUUGAAAGUAAGCAGAAGAAGCACAUGCUUCCGACCGACAAAUAAUAAGUAAAUAUUGCAGCCACAUUUUACCAUGAAUAUAUGUUUGUUCGCUUGGUUGUGGUUACUUCUAUCCGGUUCAGGGGUCAUGAGUUCGAAACUCAUCUAUGCAUAUUAAAAGAUUUUUUUUCUCUUUCAGAUGUUUCCAUUUAUAGCCAAAUAAAUUAUUUAGCUUCUAGCCCAUAAAAUGCUAAGACCGGUACUGCGUCUACCACAUCUGUAACAACUGCUCCUUUGUCAACCAUAAUUCCACCACCGUACUGUAACAACAGCCACGACCCUGUUACUCCCUCGUCUACCUCAGCUCCACCUCCUAUUCACAGUGACGACGGCCACUUUGACGUUGCUCCUGAAAACUCCGGUCAUGUUCCAACAGCGAGUUAGCCUCAUGAGGCUCCUCAAACACAACCAUAUGUUCCUCUCCAAUCCGAGGAUACCAUGAAAGAAGAACAAACACCAUCCGUUCUAUAGGAGCGUGUUCAAAGUCAUUUGUUUUAAAGUUAUCUCUUCCUUUCACACCAUCUGAGCCAUCACCGCCUUGAAGCUAUGAUCCACAGUUGGUGCAUAGCCAGAUUCAGAAUUUUUGGUCUUCAAUGGGGGAAAGUACCAACCUUACGAAGAAGAACUCUUUGCUGAAAGUAUCUUCUUCACUGAAUCUCCCUGUUAAAAAACUGCCACCUACAAAACUAAAGGAAGAUGGCUCACUCCAUAUUCCAUAGGCUGCAAGGAUGAACCCGGCUACGAGGAACUUGUAUUGUGCUUCAAGACCAACUUUCAGGUGUGAUGGCAAAUCAUCAUUCCAACUAAGGUACUUCAGCUUGGCUCUGAAAACGUAGGAGAAUAUAUAAUUUGGCAAUUUCAUCGCUGUUUUUCUCCAUUGGGUGGUCUUACACAUGAUGUUGUAAAUAGGUUAUGCGGUAGAAGAUGCAAAAUUGAUAGUCGAUAACUAGGAGAAUCCUCUUAACUGUUCUAUGUUCAACAUAAAUAGAGAAGAUAGUGGAUUAUUCAGCAUUGCGUUUGGCAUGUUGGCGACUGCUUAAUUUUUGUGGCUCCAUGGAAUUCAGAAGGCUCUUUAAAAGUAUCUGAAAUAUCCACUGUACCAGUUUGGGUGACCCUAAAAAAUAUCCUAACCAGCUGCUACUCUAGACUUGGAAUCUCCCACAUUGCUUCAGGCUAGGUGAGCCCAUGCUUACGCAUAAGCCAAGGCUGGAUCCCUUAAACAUUGGAGAGGCUAAGAUCUUGGUGGAAACAGAGCUCGACAAGAGCUUCCCCAAACAGAUUACAUUAGACGAUAAGCUAGGUAACAUAUUUUUAGUUGUGGGAGUCUAGGUCACAAGGCAAAGAGGUGUCUACUAAAGGAAGAAAAGAUUCCACCCACAAAUGAAAAAAGAUCUGAACACAAGGACAUGGUCAUCCAGGUAGUUGCUAUAGACACUUUCUCGGAUAAUGAUGAUUCUUAUGUACAUCCGAAUUGUGUCACUCCUAAGGUGCCAGAGAGUAUAAAGGCAAAAAACAUUACAAGGGAGCUGUCUGAUCUAGCGAUAGAUUAGAUUUUAGGACAAGAGCUUGGUCUUAAAAAAGCUGUCCUCACACCUCAACAUGUUCCCUUUCAAUUCGGGAAGCCAGGAGAGUCCUUGCCGGACAUUUAUACUUCACAGGCAACUACAAAAUCCAUGUCUCUUCAGGUAGCUAUUUCUCAAAGGAUAGCUCUGUUACUUUCGGUAAAUCUCUUCCGGAUAUGAAGUUUACUCUAUUUUCUACACUAGCAGGUACAUCAUCUGCUCACACUUCUUUACAAGCUAUGGACGAUGUUCCAUCAGAAAUUAUCAUGAAUGAGGGUUCCACACUCUCAGAAAAUGAUCCUUUAAAAAUGCCUUUUCUUUCAACCGAGUCAAUCCAAGAAGUAAGUAACAUGUAUUUUUAUAUUACUGAACAAAUGGAUGAAUUCUGAAGUAUGACAAAAGUGGGGUCGGUUGAUCAAAACCGACACAAAAUUACCAAGAUAUGAGAUGGAUGACAGUUUGUGGAAGAGGAAAACAAGGCCUUAGAAGUCGAGGUUUCUAUCAAGCACACUAAUAUCCUUCUUAGUUUGGUUAAUCUUAAGAGUAGUACUAAAUUUUCUUACGUAUUAGCUCUUUCUCUCUGCUUUAUGUAUCAAACUUUCUCAAACUAUAUGAUCUAACAAAUCACAUAUUGUACUUUGUUUUAAUUUUAAUGAAAGCUUUUUACAAAAAAAAAAUGAUAUUAUAGAAUUUAUUGUGGAAUUAAAAUUCAUGCCAUCAUGCUUUAUAGUUUUUCUUGUUGCAUUACAAAUAGAUUUGCUUAACCUCUCCAAAACGCAGAUCUCGUGUAAUCCAUUAAAUUAUAGUUGGGUGAGAGUCAUAAUUAAAACAUACAGUUGUUAAAUUACGAGUAUAUCACAACCUAAACUUUUGUCGUAACCCUUAAUCGAAGUUAGCCCAAGCCCAACUUGAUUUGGCGGUCCAAGAGUCCUAACACCAACAAUAAAGGCUCAACGAAUCCCAUCACUUAUCUAGCUCACACAAACCGUGUGAUUGCCUGCGUUGGACAACAAGACAAAGACAUACAGCAACAUAAGCCAAUAAUAAAAUCCUUAAAAGGGAAGCAGUCCUAGCUACAGCUCACACCACACCAACGGCUAAUAGAUUUGCUAUCCUCAAUGAUGAUGUGGCCUAGCUCAUUUAACCUCCUAUAAAUACACAAGUGAUGUAAUAGAAAACCUUUUAAGAAGGUUAAUCAAUAAGAAAGUUACCUCUUCAAGUUUAUAUUCUCUAUGCUUUUAUGGUAUCAUAAAGCCAUGGAUCUAAAGCCUUACACCCCACCAUCUCUAACCGUGGUGAACUCUAUCACAGUCAAACUUACAGACCAAAACUUCGUCUUUUAAAAAGUAUAGUUCCAGUCGUUUUUGAGUGGACAUCGUCUCUGUGGCUUCGUUACUGGCUCCAUUCCGCAGCCUGCUCUGAACAUUAUGACCCCAAACAUAGACGGCUCUGUCACACCUGUUCCAAACCCCCGACCACCAGCUCUGUUUCAGACAGACCAAGUUGUCCAAUCCUUGCUCCUUGGUUCUUUGUCCGACCGACUUCACAGCAUCGUCCUUGACUGCUCUACCUCUUGUGAGAUAUGGUUCGCUCUUGAGAAGCAUUUCAGUAGACCAUCAAACUCACAUCUGCUUGAACUGCAACACAAGCGUGGUUUGACAAUUUCAGCACCUUCCUACUUAAAUUUUGCUUUCUGUGCAGCUUUUCCGAUCCUUCAAUUUUUGUCUGCAUAAAGGAUAAAAACAUCAUUAUUCUACUCCUUUAUGUAGCUGACAUGUUGAUCACAUGAAGCAUUUCUGAGCUCCUACAAGACCUUCUACUGGAACUAAACAAAAAUUUCAGAAUGAAGGACCUUGGACAAUCUAAAUACUUCCUAGGAAUUCAAGCUCAGUUUCAUGAAGAUGGUUUGUUCCUAUCACAACAGAAAUAUGCAGAGAAUCUACUGUCUCUUGCUUUUGUUCUCCAAUGCCUACCCCUCUGCCUAUGAAACUCAACAGAGACAAAGACAAGCAACAUAAAGAGGAAUUAUUCUCAAACCCUACCUACUUCUGAAGCCUUGCCGGUAAGCUCCAAUAUCUUACUCUUACCAGGCCUGACAUACAAUUCCCUGUGAAUUUUGUAUGUCAGAAGAUCCAUGCUCCUACGUCACUAACUACACUUACCUAAAGCGGAUCCUACGGUACGUUAAGGAACCGUCACAAUAGGACUUUCCAUCAACAAGAACACCGCUUUAAGCUCACUGCCUACAGUGAUAGUGACUGGACUGGCUGUUCUAACACUAGUCGAUCUACCGGAGGAUUCAAUAUAUUUUUGGGGUCUUGCCUAAUCUCUUGGUCAUCGAAGAAACAACCUAUUACGGAAGCAGAAUACAUAUCUAUCUCAGAAACAACUUCGAAAUUACCUGGUUGUGUUUGAUUAGAAAGGAUCUUAGGAUUUUCCUACCUUCAAUUUUGGUUCUUCUAUGCGAUAACCUCUUGGCGGUCAUGCUCACUGUGAAUCCUUCCUUUCACUCGAAGACUAAGAACUUCCUGCGUGAUCACCACUGAGUUCAUGAAAGGGUAGCUCUGGGUACGCUCGAAGUUCAUCACAUCUCCAACAAAUUCCAGAUUGCGGACAUUUUUAGAAAGAGUCUUUCUCAAGAGACUUUUUGCUCAUUACGAAAAAAAUUCGGUGUGCGCCUUCCCCAAACGCCAAGUUUGAGAGAGGCUAAUAUAAGUUAGCCCAAGCCCAACUUGAUUUGGCGUCCCAAGAGUCCUAAAACCAACAAUGAAGGCUCAACGAAACCCAUCAGUUCUCUAGCUCACACAACCGUGUGACUGCCUGCAUUGGACAACAAGACAAAGACAGUCAACAACAUAAAGCAACAAUGAAGUCCAAAAAAGGGAAAACAGUCCUAGCUACAGCUCACACCACACCAACGGCUAAUAGAUUUGCUAUCCUCAACGAUGAUGUGGCCUAGCUCAUUUAACCUAGAAUGCUUUCCUAUAAAUACACAAGUGAUGUAAAAGCAAACUUUGUAAGAGAGUUAAUCAUUAAGAAAGUUACCUCUUCAAGAGUUUAUAUUCUCUAUGCUUUUAACCCCAACGUAAUGUUACGAUUUUUUAACGAUGAAUGGUAACUUUCGUCGUAAUGUAGUUGUUACUAUCCAACUAAUGAUGAAAUUACGAGUAAAAGUAGAUGGUAGGUGAAAACAUAUUUGUUGUGUGUGUGAUUAGUUGUUUAGAAAAAGACAUAUAUAUAUAUAUAUAUAUAUAUAUAAGUUAUUUGUUAUGUCCUUGUAAAAUCCAUUUCAUUGUAAAAUUAUUGUUACAUUUCUAUCUGUCAAACACGAAAAUUUACUAUAUAAUGUUAUUUCUCUUUUUCUAAAGAACCACAAAGAAAAUCAAAAAUGUUGCAAAGAAAAAAUAUGACAUUGAAUAGCAAUAUAUACGAGUUACGAAGUUAGAUAUUUACACCUAAAGAAUUUCUCAACUGAGUAGAGACAUUUAUAUACAAGGCCGAAAAUACACCACGCAAGAAACCGAUUAAGAUGUUAUGUCCUUGCGUAAAUGCAAGAAUACAAAAUUUGUUUGUAAUGAAACGGAAUGAAAACAUUUAGUAAAUAGAUUGGAUAGACUUCUCAUAAUAUAGAGCAUCUCCAACCCAUAACAUUAUUUUAGUGUCAAAACCACACUAUUUUAGUGUAAUUUCAGCACUAAAAAAAAUUAUUCUCCAACCAUAACACCAAAUUUCAUACUAAAAGCUAUUUUAUAAUAUUAUAUAUAUUUAAGUUUAUAUUUGUCAUUUAUUUAAUUGUUUAUUUUGUUAAUAAAUUAAGUGAAUAGUAUUUAGUUGGAUGAAUAGUGUUUUAGUGUGGUGAAUAGUGUGACAUCAAAUUUGGUGUGAAGUUAGGGCAUCUCCAACCACUAACACUAUUUUAGUGUCAAAAUCAUACUAUUUUAGUGUAAUUUCAACACUAAAACCAAUAUCUUCUCCAACCAUAACACUAAACUUUCCACUAAAACUAUUUUGUAAUAUUAUAUGUAUUAAAUUAUCUAUUUAUCAUUUAUUUAAUUGUAUGUUUUAGUAAUAAAAUACGUAAAUAGUAUUUUAAUGGGAUGACUCUAGUGUCACACCAAAUUUGGUGUCAAAUUUCAGUGUUGUACUAAAAUAGUGUGAUUUUUAGUGUUGAAUUGGAGAAGAUUUUUGUGUCAAAAUCACACUAAAAUGGUGUUUUGGAGCUGAGUUGAGUUUGUGAUGGCCUAAUGAAACACAUCUCAUAUUGUAAGUAAUUUGCCUCUUGUAAAUAUUAAAAUAUACUUCGAAAGCAUCCGAGUCUCUUGCCGCGAGUGAUGUUUUUGGUUUUCUCAUUAGAAACUCUCAAAAGUCUCAAUUUUCUCUUAGUUUUCAUUUUAUUUUUUUCAUUGUUAAAAUCUAAUUCUGUUAUUAGUAGAACUGGAAAUGCAUGUAAAUAAAAUAUGAUUGUUUCUAGAGCAAAGAAACAUUGUAUAUCUUAUUUUAGUAACAAUAGAAUAACAUAUUGUUUAGUUAUUGUCAAACUAGGUUAAACUUUAUUAUAAAAUACCCACUUGUUUCUAAUCAUAUAUGAUGCUAAAAAUGAAAGUACUAGUAAUAUUUUUCCAGUUAGCUUUAUAUAUUUAUUAUUGUGACGUUAACACUUUUCCAACUUUGGCCUUUUCGAUUUUGAUAUAUGGCUCUCUGCAGUCUGCACACAACUUUUCCCUCUCUUUCAUUACAGUUCACGCCUCUCUUGUCUCAUUAUAUCCCAAAUAAAUAAAUGAAGAAAAUUAAAUAUGAAAACACAGAGAGAGAAGCGAUACUGAAACGGCCUGCAUCAAUGGCUACCGCCGCCGCCGCACGAUCAACGCCGGCGAAGCAAAUCGCCUUAAUUGACGGACUUCCCGACCACAUAUCGGAGAUCUGCCUUUCCCUCGUAUCCCGUCCGUCGCUACUUGCCGCCGUUUGUACACGGUGGCGCCGCCUCGUAUACUCUCCCGAGUUCCCACCGUUCUCGUCUCUCUACGCGCUUUUCGUCGCCUCGAGCUCGGAUCCGACUCCGGGUCUCCGUCGGGUUAACUCAGCAAUCCGGUUAAUGUGUUUCGACCCGGUUUCUUCCAAAUGGGAUCCGCUCCCUCCUCCUCCGCCUGAACUACCUCUUAACCGGAUUAUCUACCGUCAUCCGUCGUAUAUCUCCUUUAAUUUACCGAUUCAGUGCGUUUCCGCCUCCGGAAAACUUGUUAUCAUCGCCGGGAGUAACCAAGAACUCUCUCCGGCGAUCUCUCACCCUCUAAUUUUCGAUCCGAUCUCUUCUGCAUGGACCUCCGGGCCGCCGAUAGGAUCGCCGAGACGGUGGUGCGCAACCGGAGCUUGCGGCGGAGUUAUCUACAUCGCUAGUGGUGUGAGUUCGCAAUUCUCGUCAACCGUCGCGAAAUCGAUCGAGAAACUCGAUCUCACGGAUCAUAAUCGCAGUAACUGGGAGAAACUGAGGGAGAUGAGAGACUUACGGUUUAGCCGUGAAGCCAUUGACGCAGUUGGAUGGAGAAGGAAGCUCUUAAUGGUGAAUGUAAAAGGCGACGCAGUUAAAGAAGGAGCUAUUUACGACGUCGUUAAUGACGAUUGGGAAGCCAUGCCGGAGGAAAUGGUGGCGGGAUGGAGAGGUCCGGUGGCGGCGAUGGAGGAGGAGACGCUUUAUUCAGUUGAUGAAAAGAAAGGAACAGUGAGGAUAUACGAUGCCGAGAAGACAGAGUGGAGAGAAGUAAGGGUGGUGGAAGGUGGUGAAGAGUUGCUUAAAGGAGCUCAGCAAAUAACGGCGGUAGCCGGAAAGCUUUGUAUUAUUACCGUUGACGGAAGAAUUGUAAUGGUGGAUGUUAUGACGGAGCCGGCGAAGAUUUGGACCGUGGAAAAACCUCAAGGGCUUGAACCGGUUUCGGUUCAUGUAUUACCAAGGAUGAGCCGACCGGAUUUUGCUGACGUAUAAUGUUUGAAAUAUACUAUAAUUUUGUUCUUUUUCUUCUAUACGGAACUCUUAUUUUUUUAUUUGAUUAUUUCUCUUAUUCUGCGAGAAAAAAGUGUUAUCUUGUCGUUAUUUUACCUGCAAGUCAGAUGCUUACUUCAGAAAUUUCACAUCUAUAAAGUACAUUAAAUAUAGUUAUUUAAAA